Molecule: messenger RNA, 711 nt
Organism: Helobdella robusta
Lineage: Eukaryota; Metazoa; Annelida; Clitellata; Rhynchobdellida; Glossiphoniidae
Exons: 3
Coding region: 1-711 (236 amino acids)
Source: RefSeq, a predicted model, not a curated record
AUGGUCCUAGUAAGAGGCAUAUGGUUCUCGUUGGACAUAUGGUCUCUAAUGGCGCCAUUCGACCACACUCUCCAGCUAUUCUCUCAAUAUAGUGAUUCGACGCCGACGUUCCCCGUCAGAAACCAUCCACAGCAGGUGACGGUACCACAACGAUACGAAUAUCGUUCCACAAUCGACAAACUCCAACCUGCCAAUACGCACUCGUUGGAAAAUGUUUCUUUUAUAAAUAGUGUGAAACAGUUCUAUAAUUUAGACGAAUUUAAUACUGGUAAAAAAGUUCUUCUGAAUGAUCUGAGAAACUCUAAAACGGAUAAUUCUUGUUUUAAACUUACACAGAGAGCUAACAACAAAUAUGACAAGUUGUUAGACAUUAUUGAUAUUGUUAAAUUUUGCACGGACAAGAAAGUGGAUUUACCAACUUAUGUCGCUGCAGAUUUUUCGAAAAUCCCGGAACCAAGAUUAGAACAUUUUCUGAAUUUAUUUGAAUUAAAAUUUAAAUCAUUGGAAACUAAUUUAAAUAAACGUAUAACGGAGAUUGCACAAAUGGCAAAUAACCUAAAGUUGAACAAUUCUACUGUGCACUCUCAGCAUGUCGUUCCAAUAACGUUAAAUGCGCGCGACAUGAAAAAUAAUACUUCAAAUGUUUGGUCUGAUAAAGUUAUUUCUUUGAAUCUAGUUAUAUUAUUUAAAUUAAUAGAAUUAUUACAUUAG